AUGGAGAAUCUACUGAAGCCAGACUUUUUCAACGCAUCCAAUGACAUGAUUAAAACCAUGAUGUCCGCUGUGAUCUCAGCUACUCUUCCCAAAACCACCAACACUAAACUAACUAAACCAGUCAACUUCACCCUCAGACACAUCAGAAGCGACUCACUGAUGGAGCUGUUGAAUUUGGUGUGUGUGAUCGUGCUGGUGUUCUUCAGUUUGGCCCUGUUGACCUUUGCCCUUUCGGUUCCUGAGCCUCAUAAGGCCUCUGCAGGUGUUUUGUGUGCCGUGAUCUCAGGACUUCUACACUUCCUCUUUCUCUCCGGCUUUGUGUGGAUGUUCAUUGAAGCUGUGCUGCUCUUCAUCUGUGUGAAGAACCUAUCACAGAUAAGCUCCAAAAAGAGGGAGGUGCUUAGCAGUGGAUUCCUGUGUGUGAUUGGAUAUCUGGUUGCUCUGGUUGUGGUGUGUGUGUCUGUCGGUCUGGUUCCUGAAGGCUACGGCAGCGAAGAUUGCUGGCUUAAACAGGAUAAAGGUUUUAUCUGGAGUUUUCUGGGUCCUGUUUGUGUCAUACUAGCAUUAAACACAAUUCUCUUCAUCAAGAUUGUCAUCACUCUGAACUCAACUCUCAAAAAACUGAAUGCUGAAGUUUCACAGAUGAAACAAACCAAGAUCAUGGUGUUUAAAACACUGGCUCAGUGUGUGGUUCUUGGUUGCUCCUGGAUUCUGGGUUUCUUCACUAAUGGUAGUAAGGUGCUGGAGAUCCUCUUCCUGAUCUUGAACUCCCAGCAGGGAACCUUCAUCUUCCUGAUCUACUGUGUCUUCAAUAAUGAGGUAAGGCAGCAGUACAGGAAGUUCUUCAGAUGUCUUUGCUGUGGACGCAAACAACACUGAGGACUACAGCAUCAGGUUCAUAUACUGCUCAAGUGCCAUUAUUAUGCAUGUGAUG
This is a messenger RNA of Cyprinus carpio (common carp), 934 nucleotides long. Its product is annotated as adhesion G protein-coupled receptor E1-like. The transcript has 8 exons. Gene Ontology annotation, biological process: adenylate cyclase-activating G protein-coupled receptor signaling pathway; cell surface receptor signaling pathway. Gene Ontology annotation, molecular function: G protein-coupled receptor activity. Gene Ontology annotation, cellular component: membrane. Bases 1 to 879 code for a protein of 292 amino acids. The record is from RefSeq and is a predicted model, not a curated record. Lineage: Eukaryota; Metazoa; Chordata; Actinopteri; Cypriniformes; Cyprinidae.